AUGGACGUUGAACCAGCAGAAAACACUGAAAGUAACGAACCUAUUGAGGCUCAUGAGGCGCUUGAAACGUCUGAAGAACAUGAGGCGCACGAGUUGCAUGACAUGCAUGACAUGCAUGAAAUGCACGAAGAGGCAAACGUUGUUGUCGCGAAAAUAGUGCCAGAUAAUGAAGCGGAACAACAAGCAUCGGCAGGUGAUACUGCUGAGGAUGGAACUAUGAAAGCAGAGCCAGAAUCUAGUGAAGUAGCAGCAGAUGCUUCUGUAGCGCAGGCUAAUGGGCAUUAUGAAAAUGGUGAAGGAGGUGAAGCAAUGGAGAUGGAAGGCUAUGAUGAAAGUUUAGAUCCUUUCCGAGGUGGUCCAAGACCUGCAUGGCGACCAGGUAUGCAACCUCAAUUUAGUACUCCUGGAACCAUGACUGGUUGGGGAACUAGAGGCAGCCCAGGAUCGACUUGGCGUGGGCGCUCAAUGUCACGUCCCCCAAUGUACCACAAUGGACCUCCUCGUGGACCUCCAGGUAAUUACUCAGAAACGGAAGGAAGUUCCGAUUAUUACACCAAUUCUGGAUCGAUAGGAACUGCACCACGAGUUUUGGAGACACUGGAAAAAUCAGGAAACCUUGUUUUUCGAGCCACUUUCGUAUUCCUUUCGCUAAAUAGUAAGUUUUUGUUUCCAGGUUCGAUAAGAAUGCAAGGACCUACUGGGUCUCCUUAUACCCGUCCGCAAAGGCCAUAUGGGAUGCGUGGUGGACCUAUGAUGGGAGCACGGGGACCAAUGGGUUAUGGCGACAGAGGUAGAGGUGGGAUACCUGGUUUUGCACAACGCGCUCCGUACUUCCCGGGGUAUCCUGGUCCGAUGCCACCGAUGGCAGGAGCUCCAAUGGCUCAAGCAGCUGCCACACCUCAGUUAUCUCCUGCUGCUCAGGCAGAGAAAUUAAAGAAACUGGCAGGUGUUCCAGCAGAUCAAGAACUAUGGGUGGAGACGAAAUCACCGGAAGGGAAGCCUUAUUAUUACAAUGCAGUGACCCGUGAUACAGUUUGGGAACGUCCGGCUAAUGCAAAAGUUAUGGAACAAGCUGAAUUGCAAGCGUUGGUUGAGAAAGAUGCGAAAGAAGAGAAAGAAGCAGCUGCUGCUCAACAAACAACCUAUGCAGCGCCAGCCACCGGGCCUUCUGCGGCGGGUAUGCCUUCGCAAAUGGCGCCUGGUAUGCCUCCUAUGGGUGGAUUCCCUCCAAUGAUGCCUCCGCCUACCGGAUUUCCACCUAUGGUUCCUCCUAUGAUGUUCCCUCCUCGCCCCGGUUUUCCUCCAUUUAUGCCCGGUAUUCCACCAGGAUACCCUAUGCCUGGUAUGCCGAUGCCAGGUAUGGCUCCUGUUGUGCCGCCGGUUGCUGGUGCCGAAGCUGCAGGUUUAAACCCGGAGGCUUUGCUUUGGCAAGAGUACACGGCUCCAGAUGGACGCAAGUACUACUAUAACACCCAGACUCAGGAAACUACAUGGGAUAAGCCAAAAGCUUUAGAAGCCAGUAGUAAAGAAGGUGCUGGUACUGAUGGUAAUGGUGUUCCUGUGAUUACUGAAGCUCAGCAACAGGCAGCUGCAGCUGCACAACAACAGGUGCAAGCGCAGUUGGCUGCGGCUAAAGCUGCGGCUGAGAAAGCUAAGAAGAAAAAGGAAGAAGAGGAAGCUGCCGCUGCAGUUGCAGCUGAAAGUGCAGCUAAACAACAAGUGGACAAAUCCCGUCCUGUAAGCAGCAAUCCUGUUGCAAAUACGGCUUGGUGUGUUGUAUGGACGGGUGAUCAUAAGGUCUUUUUCUAUAAUCCCUCAACUCAAACUUCAGUCUGGGAACGGCCACCUGAACUGUACAACCGCCCCGAUGUUGAUUUGUUGGUCUCUAAGCCACCGGAAGAAAAAAAACCGACUCCUCAGACGUCUUCUAAGAGGGAAGAGACUCCUGAAGAGGAUGCUGAGGAAAUGGAUAUUGACAAAGAUGCAGUUGAUUCGAAUGGCGGCUCAGAAGCUGAAGAAAGCGAAGAUACAGAUAGCCCUCCUGCUGUAAAGAAGAGUCGUAAAGAGCGUAAACUUGAGAAGCAAAGACAAGAGCAGGCGGCGAAGAAGGAGAAAGAGCGACCGCGGCAAAUGUUGGAAAAACAAGUAGACCCAGCCAUUCAAGCUGAAUUACAAGCGCAGAAAGCUAGAGAAGAUGUACCGUUUGAGAGGCGGCUGCGAGAGUUUAAAGAAAUGCUUAUGGAGAAAAAUGUAAGCGCUGGAAGCACGUGGGAGAAGGAGUUGUCAAAAAUUGUUUUCGAUAAGAGGUAUCUUCUGCUCAGCGCUGUGGAGCGGAAAGCGGCUUUUGAUGCUUAUGUGCGAGAGAGGACAGAGAUUGAGCGAGCAGAGAAGAAAAAACGAGCAAAGGAAGCGAGAGAAAACUUUAAACAGCUUCUGGAGGAGGCGAAGCUACACGGGAGGUCAUCAUUCACUUCCUUUGCUUCGAAGUAUGGAAAGGACAGUCGCUUCAAGGGUGUGGAAAAAAUGCGAGAAAAGGAAGAUAUAUUCAACGAUUACUUGAAACGAGAGUUCAUAUCAAUGUUAAUGGAGAAAAAUAUUACGCGUCGUACUAAGUGGUCCUCUUUCAAAAAAACUGUUGAAGAUGAAGAGCGCUACAAAGCUGUUGAAGGUUCCUCGAAUAGAGAGGCGAUAUUCCGUGAGUAUCAGGAAAGUCUCCCCGAAGAAUCUAAUUCGGACAUUGAAGAAGAGAACGACCGCCAGAAGAGGGUUGCAGCUGAAGCAGCAAUUCAGGAGAGGAAGAAGGAAGUUGAAGCAGAGCUCGGUGAACAGUUAAAGGAAAGGAAUAAAGAACACGAGAAGCACAAGUAUCAGGAGCAUGAAGAAUGUUUCAAAGCGCUUUUAGUUGACCUCAUAAAGUCUGUGGACUAUUCUUGGCAUGAUGCUCGGAAGGUACUCCGUAAAGAUUCUAGAUACGAAGAUUGUGACCUUUUAGAAAAAGAUACAAAGGAACGCCUAUUUGAUGCUCACAUCCAGCAUUUAGAAAAAAAACGACGGGAGCUUUUGAAUGAUACUAAAGAAUUGACACCCAAUACGAAAUGGCGUGAAGCGAAAAAAGUAAUUGAUAAAGACGACAAAUUCAGCAAAUUUAGCACUAGUGAUAGGAAAGUGGAACGCGAUUAUAAGGAUUGGAUGGAAGAAAGGAGAGAGACAGUUUUGAGGGAAUUUAGAGAGCUUUUGCGGGAAACGAAGAUAAUAACUUACAAAUCACUGAAAAUGAUACAUGACAAUCAGCAACAUCUUGCUGAUAUCCUUGCUGUUCUGGAAAAUGACAAAAGAUAUAUUAUGCUAAAUGAUGCACCGGAGGAACGUGAGAAGAUUCUCGACCAGUAUUUGGAAGAAUUGGAUAAGCGGGGUCCUCCACCACCUCCAACUCAGCAGGAAGCUGAAAGAAGAAGAAAAUAA
This is a messenger RNA of Enterobius vermicularis (human pinworm), 3462 nucleotides long. NCBI's taxonomy places the organism in Eukaryota, Metazoa, Nematoda, Chromadorea, Rhabditida, Oxyuridae. The record is from the annotation of a GenBank genome assembly.